UUCUUCCCGGAAGUAAACGCUAAACGCAAGAACUUCAGAAGGAGAGUGCAAGAAAAAAAAAAACAGAAAAAACAAGUAGUGCCUGAACGCGCAGUUGGCGACGCGGCACAAGGCAGAAAUAAUAAUGUCCUUAGCGGUUUUGACAUCCACAUACAGCCUGGACGGUCGUUAAUAUCUGCAACCACCCUGUCCUGGCUGUCUCCUUCAGGCUGAGGUCCAUCUGCAGGCUGCAGCGACUCCAGGGCCACAUGAUGUCCAGUCAUGUGGAACCAGAGGUUCUCCUGGAGAAGAUUGGCAGAGCUGGUGUGAUCACCAUGAACAGACCCAAAGUCCUGAAUGCCCUCAACAUGACCAUGAUUCGACAGAUCUACCCUCAGCUCAAGAAAUGGGAAAAGGAUAAUGAUACUGACAUUGUCAUCAUCAAAGGAGCAGGUGGAAAAGCCUUCUGUGCUGGUGGAGACAUUAGAGCGGUCACGGAAGCGGGGAAGGCUGGUGACUCUCUUGCACAGGACUUUUUCCGUGAGGAAUACAUUCUCAACAAUGCUAUAGGAGUAUGCAGGAAACCAUAUAUUGCCCUUAUUGAUGGAAUAACAAUGGGAGGGGGCGUAGGUCUGUCAGUUCACGGACGGUUUCGAGUGGCCACUGAGAAGACGCUGUUUGCCAUGCCAGAGACUGCCAUCGGGCUUUUCCCUGACGUGGGAGGUGGCUAUUUUCUGCCGAGGCUCCGGGGCAGGCUGGGUCUGUUUCUGGCUUUGACAGGCUUCCGUCUCAAGGGACGUGAUGUACACAGAGCUGGAGUUGCCACUCACUUCGUAGAGUCUAAGAAGAUCCCAGACCUGGAGAAGGAGCUGGUGGACUUGAAGUCUCCCUCUGCUGAAGACGUCGCCAGAGUUCUGGACACCUACCAGAACCAGAGUAGUCUGGAUUCUGAGAAGCCUUUUGUCUUGGACCAGCACAUGUCUGAUAUUGACAGGUUGUUCAGCUCCAGCAGUGUGGAGGGAAUAAUGCAGAAUCUGAAGGCAGAUGGCUCUGAGUUUGCUAAGAAACAAGCUGAGACAUUGUCCAAAAUGUCUCCCACGUCCCUGAAGAUCACCUAUAAGCAGCUGCAGGCCGGUGCCUCUCUGAGCCUGCAGGACGUGUUGGUGAUGGAGUAUCGACUGAGCCAGGCCUGCAUGAGGGGCUGCGACUUCUAUGAGGGCGUAAGAGCUGUGCUGGUUGACAGGGACCAGAAUCCCAAGUGGAGCCCGUCAACACUGGGGGAGGUAUCUGACCAGAGCGUGGACCAGUGCUUCUCGUCACUGGGAGAGAAGGAUCUGACUUUCUGAUGUCAGCCAGCAGCUUCUUCCCGCCUUCAAACACACACCACUAAGCCUUGUGUAAAUGGCUGCUUCCUGUGCCCACAUCCUUUUAUGGUCAUUUGAGAGGACUGUACUACUGAGGAUGGUGAAAGUCUGUUAAAAUGACAAGCACAUACAUAGUUCAGAUAAUGGUUUGAUUGGUACUAUUAAAUACUGUAGAGCUUUUUCUAUUCUUCUGGUGACAUUUCAAAGGAAACCUCAGACUUACACAUGCUGUCAUUCUGCAGCUGAGGAAAAGGUCUGAUUCCUGUUCCCUGCUAGAGAUUGAAAAUAGCGGAGGAAGUCGCUAACAGAUGCCCUGUGUGUCACACGUAAAAAACGCUUAGUGUAAACUUGCUCUACAGUGGAAGUGGAGUCUCAAGGAGCCGAACAGCAGUGUUCCAUUAACAUGAGGACAUGGGAUGGAAAAAUGAUCUCACCACUGAGUGCUUUAUUACAUUUCCUGUGAGUGUUUGUUGGUGUGACAUGGAUCAGUCUCAUCUGUAUUUCUGGUCACUUGUUUGAAUACAGAUAACUUAAUGUCUCUAUUUCACUAGUUUUCCUCCUCUACCAGUAUUUUCUUUUUAGUAGUCUUUGCAUUUUGUGAGAUUUAGCAUGAAUAAAAAAAAGCUAUUCUCUGACACAUUCAAAUAAAACUCCCAGGAUAGGUGGCAGAGUAUAUCAAUAUUGGUUCUGACUGCAUUUACGUGAUUGGUACACUGCAUUUUAGAAAAACAAAUAUGGUUUCAGCAGUCUGAAAUGUAUUUGAUAUAGUGUGUUUUAAUAUUACUCCGAACUCCUUCUGAUAAACUGUUUUUUUUUUGUAGGAAUCAAAUCACCUCCCGAACAUUAGUUUUCAUUAGCUGCAUUAUUUAUGAGACAACCAGACAGUGUCAGAGUCAGAUUCGCCAUUGGGUCUGGAACAGAUGACAAUAAACAGAGCUGGUAAUGUAAUGUACAAUGUUGCGUGUCAUUGGUGAGUGAAGAAACUGCUCGUACAUGUUGUGUUUCAAAGAACUACAGCUGUGGAGGGUAAUAUGUUUUAUGACCUCCUGAAGUGUUUUUGUAAAACAAUGACUUGUCUUUAUAAAGUGCUGUAGGUAUCAGCAUGAAAGCACUAAGCUGCUGCUCAGAUAUGAAGUCCACAACGUAAAGGUAUUGAUUUUAAUUGCAUGUUAGGUUGCAAACCGGUCUGCUUCGGUAUUGGCAGGAAGUCUUGUAUAUUUCAUUUGAGCAGUAAAAUAGUCAAAAGCGAACCACUGAGUCCUGCCAAUGAAUGAUGACGCUUUCAGUCUGAAUAGGAGGAAAUAAAACUCAUGAAUCCCAGAUUGAUCCCUUCUAUAGUCUUGGUCACCUUGUCUCAUGUCCUUUUUAAUCUUCCCUACCUUUUUUAUAUUUACACAAUCCAUCACAUUUCAAUUUAAUCUGUGUGUCAUAUUCAUAAACUCUUUCAAUCAUCCACAGCGCUGCCUUCAGAGCAGCUCAUUGAGCAGACAGGAUGACGUCCACAUACUUUAGACAAU
This is a messenger RNA of Xiphias gladius (swordfish), 2860 nucleotides long. It is a transcript of the gene hibch, whose product is annotated as 3-hydroxyisobutyryl-CoA hydrolase. The transcript is spliced from 14 exons. The record is from RefSeq and is a predicted model, not a curated record. Gene Ontology annotation, biological process: L-valine catabolic process. Gene Ontology annotation, cellular component: mitochondrion. Bases 249 to 1325 code for a protein of 358 amino acids. Lineage: Eukaryota; Metazoa; Chordata; Actinopteri; Istiophoriformes; Xiphiidae. Gene Ontology annotation, molecular function: 3-hydroxyisobutyryl-CoA hydrolase activity.